Molecule: messenger RNA, 1698 nt
Organism: Austrofundulus limnaeus
Lineage: Eukaryota; Metazoa; Chordata; Actinopteri; Cyprinodontiformes; Rivulidae
Gene: irf1b
Product: interferon regulatory factor 1b
Exons: 10
Coding region: 166-1065 (299 amino acids)
Biological process (GO): regulation of transcription by RNA polymerase II; immune system process
Cellular component (GO): nucleus
Molecular function (GO): DNA-binding transcription factor activity, RNA polymerase II-specific; RNA polymerase II cis-regulatory region sequence-specific DNA binding
Source: RefSeq, a predicted model, not a curated record
ACGCAAUGAGCUGUCAGUGCUCUCUGCUCAGUUCAAGAAAGAUAUCCAAGAGGAUACCUUACGGAACAGGAGAAGCCGCUUUGCUACAAACUCACAACUAGUUGGAAUAUUCUUUCGCAUCUUUCUUUUCAUCUCGGAUAAAAGAAAAAAGCUCAAUCUGCAAACAUGCCAGUGUCCAGGAUGAGGAUGAGGCCAUGGCUGGAGAAGAUGAUCGACUCCAACUCCAUCUCCGGCCUGAAUUGGGUGGAUAAGGAGAGGACAAUGUUUUCGAUUCCUUGGAAACAUGCAGCUCGGCACGGUUGGGAAUUAGACAAAGACGCAUGUCUGUUCAAAGAAUGGGCCAUUCACACAGGGAAAUACAGUCCAGGACAGGCAUGCGAUCCCAAAACAUGGAAAGCCAACUUUCGAUGUGCAAUGAACUCCCUGCCUGACAUCGAGGAGGUGAAAGACCGGAGCGUCAACAAAGGUCACCAAGCCAUGCGCGUCUUCAAGAUGCUGCCUUCUGCUCCUAAAGGUAGAGACAAACGAAGCAAGGCGAGGGAAACAAAGUCAAGGAAGAAGAGCCAACCAAUCAAGAUAAAGGAAGACUCAGACUACAGUGACACCGUGUCACCCAUGAAUGCCUCCCUGCCGGAGGAAACCAUGUCCACUCAAGAAAACAGAGUUGACAGCACAGUGGAAAUGGAACAGGAAGAUUUCCCCUAUGUGCCUCAAUCAGAUGUUCCUGAUUGGUCCUUUUCGGUUGAGAUUGGAUCCGAUGUUUUAUCACCAAACUUUCCCCACAGAUUCGAAGUGUCCCCUGACCACAGCCCUGGUUACGAAUACACUCAAGACAUCAUUGAGAUUUGCCAGCAACUUGAGAAAGACUCACAAUGGAUGUACAAUUCAGACGGCAGGGGGUUCCUGAGCAAUGAAGCUUGCACGAGUCCAGGAAGCCAGUGGAGUGAAUCUUCCUCAGUAGAAGAAGUAGACGACACACCACAGUACACAACUUUGGGCACAGACUUCACAAACUCCACAGACGACUUCUGGAACAGUUUGUGUCAACAGAUCCCCCACCUGUAGUAAAGUCCCUACCACUGGAAAGGACAGUUCUUUGACUCUUUGGACUUUUGUWAAAGCUGUUCCUGACCUUCAAUCCUCCCCAAACCCCUAUCUGAGACCAAAUGUCAAGUCAGAGUCUCUCUGGUCUUGACACAUUAAGCUAAACCAUCACACACUCUGGACUACUGUGAUGUUAUGAAGAGGCCACUGGAAGAACGCAGAUGCUGCGCGUUGUCUAUGUUUUUGACUGGUUCAAAGCAUUUUUGGUGUUCACUCUUAGUUGUAAUUGUACAAAAGGUAUUUUUUUUGCUCAAACAGGGCAUUAAAAUGUUAUCCACAACCAACAAUAAUCUGGAGGUAUAUCUACCUCAAGUUCAAAUAGGCUGUCGUUGGUUGCAAAUGCUAAACCCUAACCAUUCUUGGUAUCKUAGCAUUUGUCAAGGAACUCGUGUUAAACAGGCAAGAAACUCAUCAUCAUAUUUGUUGUUUUCCGUUAAAUUUACCAGUAAACAUURGGGGAGAAAAAGAGCAAUAAUGAUUCCUUGCAUCAUAACUUUCUACAGUCUAUCUACUUGUGGUGAAAGCACUUGUUUUGUGAGAUAUUUUUGUAUAUAUUUGCUUGUGUGUUUUUUUUUAUAAAAUAAAAAUACUUUU